AAAUGAGCCUUCGUCCCUGCAAGGUGGCGCCAGAGGUCUGGCCAAGGCGGAGGCGCCGGUGGAGUGGGAGCCCCCAGCGGAGGAGCCUGGGCCCAGGUCCCAGGCGAGGCGGCAACCCGAGGCAGGGCCGGGCUCAGAGCCGCUCCCCGCCUCUAAGCACGAGUCAGAGCAGUUCUUCGGUGGAAGACAGGAACCCGAGAUGACCUGGGCUUCGGGGCAGUUGCCAGAGCCCGCUGGGGCGCCCCAUUCACAUCCGGUGUCAGUGAGGGGGGAUUCCUCGCUGCCAGCAUCACCGUCGGAAAACCAGGUGUCCGAGAGACCCCGUUGCCACACCGACUGCCUGGAGGCGCCCCUCUCCUGCCUCUUCCGAAGGCUGGGAUGCGAAGAGGGCGCGCACCCCUGGAUCUUCCUGCUGGUGCCCAUGGUGCUGACGGCCGCUCUGGGCACCGGUUUGAUAUACCUGCCCAAGGAUGUAGAAGAAAACCUUGAGGAGCAGUACACACCAAUAGGGAGCCCAGCCAAGGCUGAGUGGCGCUUUGUGCAGGAAUGCUUCACCGCCAGCGACUCUUACCGCUUCUCCCUCUCCAGGAAGAGCACCGAGGUCUAUUUCGCUUGUAUGCUAGCGGUCUCCAACACCACCUCCCUGCUAGAACCAGCAAUCUUAUCAGAAGUUAGUAAAGUGGAUGACGUGAUCCAGGAUCUGUAUGCGAUGGGAGAAAACGGAACCCAGAUCCACUACAAUCAGGUGUGUGCCAAGCACCAGGGUCUCUGCGUGCCUUCCAACCCACUCCUGUAUGCCUGGCAGAUGAACAGGGACCUCGACCUGAGAAAUGUCACUUUCCCAAUCUACAACCACACCGGUCAGCCCAUCUACCUGGCUGACACCAUUGGAGGAACCUUCUUAGGUGAGAGGAUGGGAAUGAACCAGUUACUCCUGGAAGCCAAAGCCGUGAGGCUGCUCUACAACCUGAAAACUGAGGAUGGAGAGGACAACUAACGUGGUAAGAAAUGGUUGACCCAUUUCCUGAACCAAUUUAGCAACAUUGAAAAGAGUCUGGCCUCGAAGAGGAUCCAGGUGGUCUACUUUACAUCAAUUUCUACACAACUGGAACUUGAAGCAACUUUGAUGACAGUGAUCCCUUUGUUUCACUUGGCAUACCUUCUAAUAGUAUUAGUUGCAAUCCUAUCAUGCUACAGUCCCGGCUAA
Puma concolor (puma) is the source of this 1207-nucleotide messenger RNA. The record is from RefSeq and is a predicted model, not a curated record. NCBI's taxonomy places the organism in Eukaryota, Metazoa, Chordata, Mammalia, Carnivora, Felidae.